CUCUCUCAGUCGCUGUGCUCUGACGGAUGGGGAUACACUGCCAGGGAGGACUUAGGGGCGAGAAGAGAAGUGUUUAUUUUCUUCUCUGGCAUGUUUUCUUUCUCUUCCGCCUGGCUUCCCUCAUGAGCUGUUAAUUCCUUGCCCCGGUCCUGAGGAUGAGGAGGUUCUAUUUGUGAGGAAGGUCGCAACAAAGGAAGAGGAAACGAGGAGCAACAGGGUGGUAAAUUCUGCGAGCGGGAGUGAGCGAGAAGACCUUUUCUUUUUCUCCAGGCUCCAGCAAAGGAGUCCUGACGCCCAGCAGCAGUCAUGUGAGAGGAGUUGUCAACAAGCAGAGGAUGCCCACGCCCACUUAAAGGAGAGCCACCCCCUUCCCUCCAUCCCCCCUACCUCUCACUCCCUCCCUACCUCCCACAUGAGGACGAGAAGAUGACUAUCACCAGCCGGCAGUCCUUCAAUGUCCUGACGGUCAUCUUCCUCUUGCUGUCCACUGCAGCCCUCUCCGCUCAUUACCGAGUGUGUGAGCCCUACUCGGACCAGAAAGGGGGUUACCACUUCGGCUUUCACUGCCCUCGCCUCUCGGACAACAAGACCUACAUGUUCUGCUGCCACCACAACAACACCGCCUUCAAAUACUGCUGCAACGAAACAGAGUUCCAGAUGGUCAUGCAGAUCAACCUCACCACCACCUCAGAUGGGUAUGCACACAAUAAUUACACAGCCCUGGUCGGCGUGUGGAUCUACGGCUUCUUCGUCAUGGUGCUGCUGGCGCUGGACUUUCUCUACUACUCAGCCAUAAACUACGAGCUGUGCCGGGUGUACCUGGAGAAAUGGGGCCUGGGAGGACGCUGGCUGAAGAAGGCUCGCAGUCAGUGGCACAGGUCCAUGCCAGAGGAGAGCGAAGCCCAGGCUCCGGCCCAGCCCAUGGUCCCGAGCCACUACCAGCCCAGACACAGCCUCAGAGGGGAGAGCCACAGCCCCACACUCCUGCCCUACAACACGUCCACCGCAUGAAUGAUUCUGCAAGUGGACAAACCGAAGAGUAGCAACACCUUGUUUCCUUACCUGGUAGAGAGGAGAGGUCCCGCAGAUGCCCCCUCUCUGGACCACAGACACAGACACCAGUGGUGGGCUAGCCAUACUGUAGUAGUUAGAAGAGACUACUGCCCUUUCCUAAUGAGCACAAAACACCCAUGGACCGACAGAAGCAGGCCGACGUGGCAUUUAGAAACCCCGCUGAACAAAGGCUGCCAGGAGACACAGAGGAGUGUACUGCAGAGGAGCGACACAUUCAGCAGCUCACAGGUGUUCAGUGAUCCUCUGAAGAGACUGCCAAGUCCCGAAGUAUCCCAAAAAGGAUCUGAGCUGAGCUGGAUAAACUGUACUCGUUUUUAAAAAAAGAAGCUCAUCUUUCUAGAUAUAAAAUGUUUAUUGCACUGCUGUGUCAGUUUGUGUUCAGUAGCAGUUAGACACAGUUGUGGGUUAUCUAUUUGGUGAUUUAUUUAUGUGAGUUAGUCAGAGAAUAUAUAUGAGUGGUUAACAUUCGGAACAUGUAACAGCUUAGGUUGAUGCUGAGCAUCUCGCUUAGAGUAGAAUGUUUUUGUUACUUACUGAUACCAGACGCAAAAUGUCUCUGCAGCAGCCAUGUUGAGAAAACAGUAUCUCGUAUGAAAUGUUUUAGAUCUCCUCUCUGCAAAACAAGUGAUUUUAUCUAUAUUGUAACGUGUCUGACACAAGGACACAACGCCAUACGGAUAACCUGCUUUACAAUGGGUCAUCAAGAUUUUUCUUUUGGUUUAGUGAUGCUGAGGAAAGGGAUCUUGGCUUUCAAGUCAUUCACCCAAAACAUUAAUGCUAUGUUCACAGAACUAGCGACAGAGCUACAAAACGGUCAUGCGUGGCCUGCUACAUUGUCGGCACGUCGCCUCGGAAGUGUUGCUCAAGCGCUCGUUGACGUCGUUACGCCAUUAAUUGCACUGGGAACUGGAUAACGGAAAGAAAAAAAACAUUCAUGUCACUGGCUUCCAUUGAAAAUGAAUUGUAGCCGGUUGCUUUGUCGCUCGUAAUGUGAACACAUCAUAAUGAGGAUCAGGGACGCCUUCACAACAGCAAAGCGCUUCAUGCUAAGUUAAACAUAACCUUAGACCUUGGCGUCGAGCCGACAAGCCCAUUUGAGACCAUUACUUACAAAGUUAGUGUGAGACAGUUGCCUGUGUAACCUCAUCCAUUGACUUGUUUGCCCUUCCUCAUUACCGGAGCUGCCUGAAAAACAGCUCCAUUAGCAAUAUGAUGCAAAUGAAUAUCCAUUUGGUUCCUUUAUAAGGAGCGCUCUAUAUCCCACAUUGGUAAUAGACAAUUGUAAGUGAUUAGCCACAACAGAAAAACCCACAUUAAAACCCCUUUCACUGUCAGCAAUAAUGUACAGUAGCUUAAUCAGACGGAUGACAUGGUAUGUAAAAGUCAGAGGCACCAGCCAAAUGAGCAUCGGGUAAUCAUUGAGGUGGAAUCGCAGAGCUUUCAGUUCAGUUUACAUUUAAUAAGGCGAGGUUACUAAAAUGGACAUACAGCAUUUCUGGAUAAUGAACUCGUACUGAAAAAGGUCUCCAACAAUUUCUGUGACAGCGUUGUUGGAGCAGAAGUGAAAACAAUUCACUUUUUAAAGACAAACUUUUACAUUAUAGCUGUAACUAAUGACUUGAAUCUGACAAUUAUUUUCUCAAUUUCUUUAUGAAUUAUUUGGUCCAUAAAAUGUCAGAAUAUAGUGAAAAAUGUUAGAAUUUCUGAAAGCCAGAAGCCAGGUAUUGAAAUGGCUUGUUUUAUUCAACCAACAGGCUAAAACCCAGGAUAUUCAGUUAUACUAUUGUUUAUGAUAACAUAUGAUCAAAUCUUCACAUGUGUGAAAUCAGUGUAAGCUUGGAAAUAAAUGAUCAAUCAAUCUAGAGGUGCAACUAAAGACUAAAUUCAGAUUAAUCAGCAAUUUGUUUUCUCAAUUAAUCAAUAAAUUGUUCGGUCUAUGAAGUGUUACACUAUUACAGUAGACAAACUCCUCAUAUUUGAGAAGCUGAAACUAAGGAAUUAUUUGGUAUUAUUGCUUGAAAAAUGACCUAAACAAGAAAUGAAUCAACCAAAAAGCGAGUUGGACUAAUAGAUGAAUGAACUAAUCGUUUCAGUUCUACGGUCAUCGUGUUUUAAGAGAAAGUAGUGACUUUAUACCCAAAUCUGAAUUAACUACCGAGAUAAAUUCUCUGUAAUCCAUUAAAUACUACAAGAGACAAAGCAGCUGUUGGUGCCAGACUGCAUAUGAGCGAUAGCAUGUGAAGACCAGGUGGGCAGACCGGUAGGUACAUCACGAAAGAGGCGUUGGUACCAAUCUUGCAUCUGCAACUGGUACUCUGGCAGCUGCUGGGCCCCGUAUGCGUGCAGAAUCUCUGGUCCGUGCAAACGUGGUAACGUCCUCGCUGAAAGCUAACAAGAGAUACCGUUAAUCGCUCAGAGUCAUGAGACCUGGGGUCUCGCCAUCAUAUCUGUCCUCUCCGUUUCAUGAAGUUUAAGUGGAUCCUCCGAAUAAAACUCUGGUCGUGUGCUGGGCUUCUUCCUCAGUUAUCGGCAAUAAUAUUCACAUUUGCUGAGUUGUUAGAGCAAGUCAAUUCCCAUUUCAGUGGCUGAAGUUUAAGUGCGUGAGCAGGCUUGUGCUUUCAGGGGCAGAGAAAUAGGAUGUGUCCAAGUUAAAUAAUUGGCCCAGGGAUCUGCAGUGGUCCUAAAUUACACUCUCCUGCUCUCUUUCCAUAGCUGUCUCCUUAUUCCCAGAGUGUGAACAGGAGCACCAAACAGGGAGGGUUUUUUGAAACAGAUGCAGCAGCACAAAGGGGAUUUAAUUAGUCCCUAAUGUUGAAUAAGUGGGGAAAAUCUGAUGUGUUUAAGGUAAUGUCAUUUUUCAGGGUUUUUGCUGUGUGUUCUGACCUGUAAUAAAGUAAAGGAGGGCAGUAAGGAAACACUUCAUUUUGCCUCCGACAAGCAGUAGCAGCUGGAUUAUUUCCCCUCAUUUCAUUAAAAUGUUACAAGUUGGUUUUGUGAUGUUUUCUGUUUUGUUUGAAAACAGUCGUGACUCUGGCCUGAUGUGUGACGUGGUACUGUAAAUCGUAUCAGCUCAACCCUCUACCCAAAUAAACAAUUUUUAAAAAAACAACAUAAAAAAGGGAAGAAGAGAGCGCACAUCUGUUUCAGUCUGUCAGGCGGUCAUGGUAACAGUUGCCUUACGGUUGAAUACCCACCUGUACACAGAAGCUUUGUAGUGGUUGAUACCUCACUUUUUGGGUGUGGUGGUGAUGAUAAUGUGCACCAAGUUCUGUCUAUGUAUUUACUACUAGAUAGAAUGACCAGUACCGUUUUCAGUUGGAUUGUUAUUGCACUUGUUGACUUUGUAUUGUCACGACAGGGAGAAAUAAAGUUUUAUCUUUU
This is a messenger RNA of Anarrhichthys ocellatus (wolf-eel), 4455 nucleotides long. It is a transcript of the gene shisal1b, whose product is annotated as shisa like 1b. Lineage: Eukaryota; Metazoa; Chordata; Actinopteri; Perciformes; Anarhichadidae. The transcript has 5 exons. The record is from RefSeq and is a predicted model, not a curated record. Bases 427 to 1011 code for a protein of 194 amino acids.